This is a messenger RNA of Phlebotomus argentipes, 1623 nucleotides long. Its product is annotated as cytochrome P450 4C1-like. The coding region runs from base 21 to 1622 and encodes 533 amino acids. The record is from RefSeq and is a predicted model, not a curated record. Lineage: Eukaryota; Metazoa; Arthropoda; Insecta; Diptera; Psychodidae. Gene Ontology annotation, molecular function: heme binding; oxidoreductase activity, acting on paired donors, with incorporation or reduction of molecular oxygen; iron ion binding. The transcript has 4 exons.
UCGUCUAGCAUGAGAAUUCUAUGAUCAGUGUUGUGCGCAUAGCAUUUCAGAUAAGUGGCUUGGAAGAGAGUCUCGAAAUGGGAUUUUUCAGUGUUUUCCUGACACUUUCAGCCACUUGUUUGGUGGUUUUCUUGUUGUAUGUGUUUUUGGAGAAGAGAAGAUUAAACAAACUUGUGGGACACUUGAAUAAAUUCCCUGAGCAUCCAUUUAUUGGUGGAAUUAUGGCUUUUAUUGGGAAAGAUCCUGAGGAAAUUACAAAAUAUGCAGUAAAACUCCUUGAGGAAGUCGAACUCCCAGCAACAGUCUUUGUAGGACCUCUCAAAAUGAUCGUUUUCAUUGAUGAUCCUGAGGACUUGGAAAUCCUUCUGUCGGACCCAAACGCCAUGGCAAAACCGUACAUGUACAAGUUUUUCAAAAACGAUCGAGGACUUGUGGCCGCUCCUGUUAACAUUUGGAGGCUCCAUCGAAAGAUAUUGAGUCCAUCCUUUGGCUUAAAUGUUAUUAAGACGCUGAUCCCAAUCUUUAACCAGAAAGUCCAAGUAAUGGUCAGCAAUUUAGCUAAACAAGUGGAAGGAGCGAAUAUUAACAUUCUAGAGCACAUGUACUCUUGUGUUUUGGAUCUCAUAACAACUACUCUCACUGACGUGGAUAUUGACGUGCAGGAGGGGAAAAACCAAGACUACUUGGAAGCCGUUAAGACCGCCUCGUCGGUUGUGGCAACUCGUGUCGCUAAGACAAUUUAUCACAUUGAUUGGAUAUUCAAUUGGUCUGAAAUGUAUAGAAUUCAGAUGAAAUCUCUUGCCAAAAUUCAUAACUUCUUCGAUCGGAUAAUUAAGAUGAAGAGGGAAAUGUUCGAUGAAGUUGAGGAUGCCGAAGAGGAGCGGCGAGAAGAACAGGCUUUGCUGAAUAAUGAGGAAAUUGAGCAGAAGCCCAAGAUUGUCAUCAAUCAACUCUUCAGAUAUUGGGUGAAGGGACAGAUUGGAUUCCGAGAUGUCAGGGGUGAAUUGGAUGUUAUGCUGUACUCAGCUUCAGACACAACAACCAAUCUGGCUUCCUACACGCUUCUGAUGCUGGCAAUGCAUCCUGAAGUGCAGGCGAAGGCAAUUGCAGAGCUUAAAGAAGUGUUUGUGAAUGAUAACGUCUCAAUUGAUUACAACAGUGUCAAGCAACUACAAUAUUUAGACAUGGUCAUCAAAGAAACGUUGAGAUUAUAUCCAGUAAUACCCUAUAUUGGACGAGAAGUGUCUCAGGAUGUUAAGCUGAAAAACUUAACCGUUCCUGCUGGAACUGCUGUAGGAAUACCGAUUUUGUGGAUCAAUCGGAAUCCCAAAACUUGGGGUCCAAAAGCUCAUCUCUUCAAUCCUGACAAUUUCCUCCCUGAGAAGGUCGCCAAGAGACAUCCUUAUCAGUAUCUCGCCUUCUCCGGAGGUCCUAGAAAUUGCAUAGGCAUGACUUACGGUCUAAUUGCUGCUCGGACGAUUGUCGCCUGUGUGUUGAUGAACUUCAGACUCAGCACAACCCUCAAGUUCGACGACAUCCGAAUGGUCUUCAACAUAACUCUCCGAAUAAUAAAUGAGAACUUUAUUCAACUCGAGCGUCGAACAGAUUUCUUUAGCCACUAAA